GCAACUGUGACGUGCUCUUGAUACCACAACCGAACCUCGACUUGGAAUAACCCAGUUGUGCGUUUGCCACUUUUGCCUUGUAAGCGACGCAAAAUGCACAGGAACAAUGGGAAUGGUCAGAGGUUGCGAUGAGGACGCCAAAUGCCAUGCCGCACACAUGUCCUUCCUAACACACGAAACCAGGCUCAACGCAGGUUAUUGAUUAUGCUUGCGGUGUUCUGGGGUCCGACCGGGUGCCAGACAUUUCAGCAGCUGCCGAGAGUCCAGCGAGGUGUAUGCUGCGCGGCGACGCGCCCGCUGAAUCCCUAAACUGAAUCUUGAGGACAGGGGUACUGUUUGAGUGUGUGUGUGUGUGUGUGUGUGUGUGUGUGUGUGUGUGUGUAUAUAUGUGUUUUUGAGGGAGAGAGUGAAAGUGUGUGUGUUUGCAACUCCACAUGGCCUCCAUUCAGGACGGAGUGAACUUCUCUGCUCAUCCCUAUGGCAAAGUACUGCUGCUGGGGGCCAUCGCCGCCGCCUCAGCCUUUGUUGUCACCAUCCUCAUCGUUGUGCUAUGUGUGGGCUGCCAGAGGAAAGGGAAAACACACAAUGGGCCUGGGGAGGAGAGGAAACACAGACUCAUGGACAUGGGCAUACUGCGGCAGUCCAAGCUGCGCUCCAUCAGUAAGUCAGAUACCAAGCUUCAUGAGAUGAACAGACUCAACUGCAAUGGCAAGAAAUCUUCUAAGAAGAACCGUCCCGCCAGCAUGGAUCUUCUCCUACUCCCAAGCCGUCGCUCAAACUCCGACCUACGUUCUCAGGGCUGCCAGCUGCCUCAGAUCCCCUCCGGUGAGGACGGGGAACACACAUAUGCUGAGGUGGGCCGCCGCUCCUCUCCCACGCGGCGUUCUGAGGAUGCCCGCUACGGAGUCGGAGGUAGAGCAGGAGAGACAGACACUCCCGCCCCACCGGCGGUCCCUGCUAACACCCCAGCUCCUCCUGAUCCUGAUGGGGACUGCAUGGAGGGUGGGAUCACAGAGACAGAGAACAUCCCCCAGGUGAUAAACACGCAACCUCAACCCCAGGAGUCAGUGGAGUACGCCUGCAUCAGAAAGGUCCGGAGAGUGGACAAAGCAGCCCAGAAGAGGGACAAUGGAACAGAGACAGAGGAGGCGCUCGGGGAACAACAACCACACACCAGUGGGGAUAUUCGGCAUGCCCCUCCCACUCACCCAGCCCCACCUCCAUCCCACCCACACAGUCAGAAGAUUCCUCGAAAAAAUAUGGAGGGCUUUAACCUUCCAUCUUUCCCUAAGGAGGCAGUGUUUAUGGGAAAUGGCGAGCAGUACAUUUGGAAACCUCCAGAAGACGAUGACAUCAUCUUCCAGCACAAGCAGAUGGGUAUUCCGGGCUCUCACGCUGAAGAGAACAUGGCAGCAUCAGCAGCAGGGAUCGCUGAGAUGUAUUCCAAAGUCUGCAAACCAGGCAAAAAGAAGCGAGGCAUGCCUGGCUCGCCCACAGCUGCAAGAGACAUCAGCGGAUUUAGGACCUUGGCUCGGGGUGAUCGUGGUGAGCGUGACGGGGGUUUUAGCGUGGUAGUCAAACCCCAGACGUGGGCCCCGCAGGAGGGCAAAGGCUCUAGAGUGCCUCCUGCCUGCGUGGAGGACCACUGCUACGAAGCCAUCAGCACAGAGGAGUCAGACCUGGCUUAUGAGACCAUGGAGGGUGGGGGAGGCUGGAAGCAUGACAGACCUCCACCUAAUGCCAGUGCCACCUUGCGACCCAAGAGGAAGAGGCCCCAGCAGCCCUUGCAACAACCACCCCCACCCCCUCCACCCCCCCAGCAGACUCCCAAACUGCAACAUCUCCCUGCCAAAGCCCUGCUGAUUCCCGGGGAGUGCUUGUACGAGAGCAUACCCGACCUAAAGCAGAGCUCGGCCACCUCCAGCACAACCACCAUCUUUACCUUCAAUGAUGGCAUGGAGAUGUAUGUCACUGGCCUGUAGAGGGAGGUCUGGGGAACUUUUCUUAUAGUGAGUGAACAGAGCUUGACUCUUAAAUGGGGACAGGCAUGUGUCGUUGCCCAACGGGGUACAGACAUUGCACCACUGCUAUGUGUUUUACAUGGGUCCCAAAUAUUAGUUAAGCAUUAAUUGAGUUUUGUAAGUCUAGUUAAAGGUCAGUAUUCUUGCAGAACAAAAAUGAUAGAAUGCUUACAUGAAAAUCUGACUAAAUGAUUACUCACAUACCUACAUCACAUACAUAAAUAGUGAUAGAGAAUCCUUCACCAGCCACCACAUAUCACCACAGAUAACAUAUCACAACAGAUAGUAGCAUCACUGGGGAUUCCUGUAUAGGAAUAUUAUGGAAUCCUUGUUUUUUUGUCAUAACAUGCUGUAGUUUAUGGCAAAGUAACCAUAGGAAUUGCGGGUCAGACGUAUAUUUGAUGCCUAGAAAAUCCCAAAGGAGAAAACAAAUAUAUGAGCAACAUUUAUUGCAAAGUCUAUUGCAAAAAAUAAUUUAAAGCACAGAAUAUAAUUCCAUUCCUGCGGCUCUCUGCAAUGAGAAAAUUGUAUUUUGAUUAGGUACUGUUAGCAAAGCACGAUCCCCUAUUUCAAAAAUGAACUUACAAGAAGUGGACCUUAUAAAUCCCAAGCAAAAUAUGAUAUAUUGACAAAAAGUCUAUAUUUAAUGUGUUCAUAGAUAAGUGGAUCCUAUUUUAAAAUGUUAAAAGCUAUCUAUUAUCUAAAAGCUUUAGAAAAUACAUGGCCCUAUUUUUGUAAUGUCUAAGCCUCUAUUUCUGUAAAAAAAAUAUUCAAACAGAGAUUCUCAUUUGAUGGGUCAAGCAGUUCUAGUAAAUAAAGGAAGUAUUUUCUUACAAAGCACAAAUGUCACAUGCUUAGCAUGCUGUUUGUCAAAGACAGUCCCCAUAUGAAAUUGAAACAGCAAAUUUAAAAUCAGUACAAAUUUAGAGGUUGUUAAUGGUAAGUAAAGAGAGAUCAGUAAUUUCAUUGUACUUGUACAAUGACAAUAAAGAGCUUGAAUCUUGAAUCAUAGAAAGUAUUAGCAAAAGCUCAGGGACUGAUAGAAAUUGAAUAAAUAAUUGCACACAAAUAGAUUUGACAUAUCUGACUGGAGACCCCAAUGUCUUUUCAUGCUAUUUUAUGUUUUGGUCAUAACAUCAAUUCAAACUGUCACGACCACAGCACUUCGAUGUGGUGAAAUAAGUGUUUUUUCUUUGUCAAUACUGUUUAUGCACUUUGCCUGACAAAAAAAGAUGCAUGCUUUCAAGAAGAAAAAAAAAUACCUUUGCAAAAGUGGAAAAAAAGAAAAGAAAGAAAAGUGAAACACUAGCACUGUUGUGUGGUAUCAGAGAAUGGCUAAUUUCUUGCUGUUGUCAGUGGUUUGAUUUUUACCCCUUUUUCUUCAUCUAAGAAAGAGCACAAAGUGAUUUGCUUCAAAACUAGGUAGACCAAUGAGGACUUGAGGAGGACAUUCUAAAACCUAGGCUGAACAGUUGGAAAAUGUAACACAAUUGAUGAGAAUAAUUUUAUCAUAGACAAUCCCUUUCCCCUUUACAGAAGCAGUCAGUAAAGGAGAUCCCCGCAGAGGAUAUGUUACAAACCAGAAAAUGCAGAAAAGAUGGGAGGGGGAUUUGCUCUUGGUGUUCCUGAAAGUAUUUGUUUCUUUCUGGUCAUCCUUUUGGAAUGAUUUUUUCUCUGGUGAAAAAUGAUCUCAGCAGUAUAUCUGUGAGUUUUGAUUAUGUGCUUUGGGAUUUUUUUAUUUUCACAUCAGUUUUGCUAUACUGUGUAUCUCAAAGACCAGUUGAGUUUAGUGUGGCAGCUAAUGUUGUGCGUUUGCUUAUCAAACAGCAGGGUGGUGUGUAUUAAAGCUGUGUAAUUAAGUUCUAAUGUGUAAAAGAUUGUAAUGUUUUUAUAUCAAAAUGACUAUUCAUAAAAA
Xyrauchen texanus (razorback sucker) is the source of this 3936-nucleotide messenger RNA. RefSeq lists its product as uncharacterized. Gene Ontology annotation, biological process: negative regulation of T cell activation; intracellular signal transduction; T cell receptor signaling pathway. Gene Ontology annotation, cellular component: membrane raft; plasma membrane. The record is from RefSeq and is a predicted model, not a curated record. The transcript has 7 exons. Lineage: Eukaryota; Metazoa; Chordata; Actinopteri; Cypriniformes; Catostomidae. The coding region runs from base 435 to 1982 and encodes 515 amino acids.